Molecule: messenger RNA, 993 nt
Organism: Vicia faba (fava bean)
Lineage: Eukaryota; Viridiplantae; Streptophyta; Magnoliopsida; Fabales; Fabaceae
Source: the annotation of a GenBank genome assembly
AUGAGUUCCAAAAUGCAAACACUGAUGUUUUUGUUAGUCUUAACAAUAUCCUCAUUCACUGUCAAAGCAUCACCAAGUGAUGCCGGCAUUGCCAUCUACUGGGGUCAAAACCUAGGAGAUGGCUCAUUGUCUUCAACAUGUAACACUGGUAACUACAAGAUUGUACUCUUAGCUUUCCUCAAUGUCUUUGGAGCAGGAAGAACUCCAAUUUGGAACUUUGCUGGCCAUUGUGGUGACUGGAGUCCAUGCACAAAACUCGAACCCGAAAUAAAUUAUUGUCAACAAAAAGGUAUCAAAGUUCUCCUUUCCCUUGGAGGUGCUAUUGGACCAUACUCCCUUAGCUCACCAAAUGAUGCUAAAGUUGUUGGUGACUAUCUAUAUACUAACUUCCUUAGUGGCCAAUUUGGUCCUCUAGGAAGCGUUACCUUAGAUGGUAUUGAUUUUGAUAUUGAAGGAGGUUCAAAUCUUUAUUGGGAUGACCUUGCUAGACACCUUAACAAUAUAAGACAACAAAACAGGUACUUUUACUUGUCUGCUGCACCACAAUGUUUCAUGCCAGAUUACUAUCUAGACAAAGCUAUCAAAACGGGGUUAUUUGAUUAUGUAUUUGUUCAAUUCUACAAUAACCCUCCAUGCCAAUAUAACAUAGCAACUUCUGAUGCUACAUUGCUUUUACAAUCAUGGAAUGCUUGGACAUCGUUGGUUCUACCAAAUAAUACAGUUUUCUUGGGAUUACCAGCAUCACCUAAUGCAGCUCCUAGUGGUGGUUAUAUACCACCGGUUGAUCUUCUUACUAAGGUUCUUCCUUUCAUUAAACAUACUCCUAACUAUGGAGGAGUUAUGCUUUGGGAUAGAUUCAAUGAUGUUGGAAAUAAUUACAGCAAUCAGAUAAAGGUGUAUCUUAUAAAAUCUGCUCUUCAAUUUGUGACACAAGUUUCCGAAGCAAUAGCCGCAUCUGUCUCCACGGCUUUGAACGCCUUGUUGCCAAAUUAA